UUAAAACGUGCCAAUAUGAUAAUCGAAACAGUGAAGGAGCACCAAGUGAUUGAUGACACGGCAAAACUCAUGAAGAUGAUCUACAAGGAGGAAAAGGAUGAGAAUUACGUUGUGAAGAUUGACAAGAAGUCUCUUAUCAGGCUGCUGCAGAAGCUUGCCAAGGACAAUCUUGUGAAGAACAUCAAGUCGACCUUGAGUGCAAAUGGACGUGAGAAGAACUUGAUGUUCAUUUGCGAUCCCAACAUCGAUACGGAUCAUACCGUCAUUAAGUCGGCCGUCGAGCAAGCAAAGGUCAAGUUCUGCUUAUUAGCGUCUCAGAAGGCAAAGGUGGUCUCGAAGAAAACGGUGGACAAGCACGACAAAGUGGACAAGGCGGACAAGACGUCGUCGGGCUCGAAGGAACAAUUGCAGGAGCUCAACAAGACCGCGUCCAAAUUGCGCUCCGCGAACUACAAGUACGACGCCAAGGCUGGCAAGCGCUACGGUCUCAGCCCGAAAUUCAUCAGGAUGCGAACAAUGCACGUACUGCUUUUCUACCCGGUCUACGAUCAUCCCGGCGUGCCGAAAUUAUCUCAGCAGGAACAGGUGAAGAUUCUCAAGUUUAACGGAUACGAAAUCGACGACGACCUCGUGCAGGAGUUCAGUACUAUUUACAACAGCGAAGUAAGCUGGAAAAUGUUCAUCCCGCCCUUGCCUAAGCACAGCGGAUGGCCCGAAGGCUGGACGCUGAUGUGCGACGUUCUGCUAGGGCUGCCUCUGUCGAUUUUCACCAAGAUACACAAUAUCACCUUCCAGAUCCCGGAGUUGGAGCACUAUUUGAGCCACCCAAUCAGAAAGCAUUAUCUAGUUAAAAACCUCCCGGUCACCAUACGCAAUACUUUCCUGCAAGCGCGCAAGUAUAUAUUCAAUAUCCACGACACGAUAACCAGACUGGGCUAUAUCGGCCUGGUGCAGUUUGGUCCACAGCGGCUGAAAGAUAAAGAUCAGGUGUUUAUCUACGUGAACCGGCGCACGGAAUUGAUGGAUACGACCUCUUCGGCGCCGGGCUAA
This is a messenger RNA of Vollenhovia emeryi, 1050 nucleotides long. RefSeq names its product general transcription factor 3C polypeptide 1-like. Gene Ontology annotation, cellular component: transcription factor TFIIIC complex. Gene Ontology annotation, biological process: 5S class rRNA transcription by RNA polymerase III; transcription initiation at RNA polymerase III promoter. The transcript has 2 exons. Bases 16 to 1050 code for a protein of 344 amino acids. The record is from RefSeq and is a predicted model, not a curated record. Gene Ontology annotation, molecular function: DNA binding. NCBI's taxonomy places the organism in Eukaryota, Metazoa, Arthropoda, Insecta, Hymenoptera, Formicidae.